Messenger RNA from Gavialis gangeticus (Gharial), 2264 nucleotides. RefSeq names its product UDP-GlcNAc:betaGal beta-1,3-N-acetylglucosaminyltransferase 5 (gene B3GNT5). The record is from RefSeq and is a predicted model, not a curated record. Gene Ontology annotation, biological process: brain development. Bases 481 to 1698 code for a protein of 405 amino acids. Lineage: Eukaryota; Metazoa; Chordata; Crocodylia; Gavialidae. Gene Ontology annotation, cellular component: membrane. The transcript has 2 exons.
CUUCUUGAAAAGGAAGAAAUCCAGAGGUUGAAGUCUGUAAUUUUGAUUCCCUUCUGUUCUGGCUACACUGAAAUCUCAAACUGUUGUCUAGCCAAUUUAACUGGGUCACCUAGGAGGUGGGUCUGCAGCCUGAUAUUACUUCCAUUAUGGACACAGUGAAAGGGAGCUCAGUUCACCUGUUUUACCAGGUAGAAUCUGUCAGUCUCCCUCUUCCAUCCUUCAAAAAUAAAGGCGCCAGCAGGUAACAAUUAUUCCUACUUGAGCCUCUGAAGCAAAGGAGCAUGUAAGAAAACCUCAGUCUGGCAUUUCGUAGUGUUUUAUGCCACCUAAAAAUGCGGCAGAAGAGAACAUCUGCUCUCCUGGUGUUGUCUUUCAAAUUCUUCUGUGCUCUGUCCGUGGCGGCGAGCUGGCUUUUGAAAAAGAGAUGACUUCUGCAGGCUGUAUGCAGAGCUGACUUGAGGGAAGACAGCAUGACUUACAAUGGAUGCUCAUCCUGAAGGAGGAAUUCUGUACACCAGAGCUGAAACAAGGACACCUUGGAGCAAGCAUCAAAGGGACUCCGGCAGGAUGUUUAUCAGCAUCAGGAAAGUCAGAAAGUUUGUGCAGUUACUUGCCACUUGCUGCAUAGUAGGUCUCAUGAUUUUCUGGACGCCCCUUGAUAAUACCGUUGUGAGCCAUAUGAAGUCCUAUUCUUACAGAUACCUCAUAAAUAGCUACAACUUUGUGAAUGACAGCCUGUCUGUUAGCAAGCACAGUUCGGACAGAGUAGCAAGGUACCCAUACUUGAUCAAUCACAAGGAGAAAUGCCAACAGCAAGAUGUCCUCCUCCUAUUGUUUGUAAAGACUUCUCCUGAAAACCGGCAUCGGCGCAAUGCGAUUAGACAAACAUGGGGUAAUGAGAACUAUGUCCAUUCUCAACUGAAUGCCACCAUUAAAGUGGUUUUUGCUUUGGGGCAACUAAGAGAUCGUACGCAGCAAGCACAAGUGCAAAGAAAACUUAUCUUAGAAGACCAGAAAUAUAGUGACUUGAUUCAGAAAGACUUCCUGGAUACUUUUCACAAUCUUACCCUUAAGUUACUUCUGCAGUUUAGCUGGGUGAAUGCUUACUGUCCUCAUGCAAAGUUUAUUAUGUCUGCUGAUGAUGACAUCUUUAUCCACAUGCCAAACCUUGUGGCUUAUCUUCAAAGUCUUGCCCAAAUGGGAGUUCAAGAUCUCUGGAUUGGCCGUGUCCAUCGUGGCUCCCCUCCCGUGCGAGAUAAGUCGAGCAAAUACUAUGUCCCAUAUGAAAUGUACCCAUGGUCUUCAUAUCCUGACUACACAGCUGGGGCUGCCUAUGUAAUAUCAAGCGAUGUAGCAGCUAAAGUAUAUGAGGCUUCACAGACUCUUAAUACAAGCCUCUAUAUAGAUGAUGUUUUCAUGGGUCUCUGUGCCAAUAAAAUGGGAAUUGUACCACAAUAUCAUGCAUUUUUUUCUGGGGAAGGGAAGGCUCCAUAUCAUCCUUGUAUUUACAACAAAAUGAUGACUUCUCAUGGACAUGUAAAAGACCUUCAUCGCCUGUGGAAGCAGGCGACGGACCCCAAAGUCAAAAACUUUGCCUCUGGAUUUCUUAAUAGAGUGUACUGUAAACUUGUUAACAUCUGGCUGCUUUGCAACCUACACUAUGAGGACACAUAUCCUUGUUCUGCUGUAUUUUCCUAAUACUUGAAUAUCUGCAUACAAGUUUACUGAGCCAAAAUGGAACUACAACUCAUAACAGUUAUCUAAAAUGUAUGUAAACAUGAAAGAGGGGACAUUUAAAAUGUGAAUAGUUUUUUGGGGCCCGGGGGGGGUGGGAAUCCUAAUCUACAUUGUUCAGGAACUUUACCAGAAUAGCUCUUUAUUACUGUAUUAAACUUUCCAUAUGUCCACAAUGAUUUUACAUCCUUUCCCUCUAGGAAUUUGUCUUGCAUAGAAGUCGGUUCAUAAAUUCAUUUAAUAAUCUUUUUAGAUGUGAAAAUGUCCUGUGAAAAGUAAGUGAACUUGGCAAGUCCAGCAUCGAGAAGCCUUGUUAACUGCAUUCAUUCUUAGGUUUUGAAUGCCAGAGUGUAAACGGGCACAAUGCUUCAAGGAAAUGAAAUGGCAUGUCACUGAUGCACCUGUUGAACAAUUUUGACUAUGAUGUAGCACUUUCCAAAACAGGAAGUUAAACUCUUGGCUCUAUGAAAGCAGGAUGUAGUGGCACCUCUUAACAGUUUUGAGUAAAGAAAGUUGCAUGUGUUUACUUU